AAUUAAUUAUAACCACUUCAUUUUUUAUCUAAUUAACUCGGCUUCCUUUAUUACAGAGUACAAAAUAGAACUUAUUGAGUGUUUUUAUUAGAUCAUUUACAUUCUAAUUUUCACUAUUUACCAUAAUAAUUUGUCAAUAUUUAUUUUACGUGUUAGCCAAAAUAAUUUCGUAAGUUUGAAUGAAAUUGAUUUAGUCAUGAGUUCAUGUUAAAGGGAUAGUUCAAAAAAUUCAAUGAGAUAGUUUUUCUUUUCUUGAAACACUUCAAAUGAGAUAGUAUUUUAUCAUCUUAGUUCAUAUAUCUUCAUUUUUAUUUCUUAUUUGGUUCUUUUCAAAGGAAAAGAUAUAUUUUAGUUUAUCCAUCUAAUAUUACUUAUCCCUAGGCGACUCAACAUUCCCUUAUUAGAUUACAGUUCAAAUAAUUGGGAUUUGUUUAUGCCUUUUGUCUUCUGGAUUGUGUUUAUGGUAAAACCUAAAAGUUGGAUAUUUUUAAAAUCUCGUAUAAUAGACAAAUAUCCUGCGUAUAUACACAAAAUAAAUUUCUCAAAGGUGGUAGGUACGCAAAUGUUAGACAAUGAUUAACCCGAGAUUUUUUUAGUGGGUGUUUCUUAACUUCCGCUAAUAACUCCACUCUAAGAAUCCUGAGUUAAUCAUGCUCUUAAAUCACUAAAUCACGACAAAUCUGCUAAAAAGUCUCUCUCUCUUCUUUCUAUCUUUAGAUUUACAAAGACUAAGACCACUUUAAGUCUUUAACCAUAAUCCAUCAAUAUCUCCUGCAAGAUUUUUUUUUUUUUCUUCGACGUCAAAAAACUAUUUUAUUACUCAAGACCUUUUCUUUCUUAAAGAUAUUUUCUGUUUAAGCUUUUUAGGCCUUUAAGGUAACAUUAAAAGGAGUUAAAGAGAGAGAACUUCCAUAAAAAUAUAUUUUACCAAGGAAGCAAAACAAAAGGUGAGUGAGCUCGAAACCCUAUGCUUAAUUUUUGGACUCGAACUAUACAUAAGCAGUUUCCGUUAAUCCGCAGAGACUUUUUUCACCUCUGUCUAUGCAUAUGUUUGGGUUUGUCUCCACAAACAUGCCUUAUUUUUGUCUCUACCUAAAUAUUUUAUUAUACAUUCAAAAUUCAGGGAAUAAACUAACCUUUGCUCUCAAAAAUCAAAUUUAAAAGAGUCUAUAAGUUAACAAAAGAAGAAAAAGAAGCCCUUGUACUUGUUUUUAAGUCCGAUCUCUUGUCGCUUUGUUGUCUGAAAAGCAGAUAAACGAAACUCUUUGAGAGCUUUUUCAUAUAUAUUGUUUAAAAUCUAAGUACCUUUGGCUUCUACAAGUUCUUUUGCAAAAGACUCAACAAGGAAUAAAUUCGAAGACAAAAAAGACAGAUGGAAAGUAAUAUUGGUGGAGCUGGAGAAGUAAGAAGAGUGAAAUUAGUAUAUUUCCUUAGCAGCCGUUCUGGUCAAGUUGACCAGCCUCAUCUCUUGUCUGUUCAUCAUCUCUCCCGUAAUGGUGUCUUUCUUCGAGAUGUGAAGCGAUGGUUAGCGGGUGUACGAGGGAGUGCGAUGCCAGACCAAUACUGUUGGUCGUGUAAAAGGAGGUAUAAAAAUGGAUAUGUCUGGCAAGAUUUAUUGGAUGACGAUCUUAUUACUCCCAUCUCCGAUAAUGAAUACGUUCUCAAAGGAUCUGAGAUUCUUCUAAACAAUCCAAAGGAGGAGUCUCCUCAUCCGGAAAAGAAAGCUUGGAAGACAAGAAACGUCGGUGACGGCAGUAUUGACGCUAAAGAAAAUCUACUGAAGUCGAAGUUUACGUCGGACAUGAUCCACAAAGAGUCUCCCGUCUUCUGCUCUCAACGUUCGACGGCGACAACGUCGACGGUCACCGAUGAAUCCACCACAAACGAAGAAGAAACGUUCGUUCUAAAGAAACCAGGUCUGAAAAAAGUAUCCGGCCAAGGAGACGGGUCGACAGGAAAAGUGUCGGGUAACGAUACAGAGUCAGGUCGAACAAGUGUAUCGUCGACGACGUCGUCUUCGAGUUUUAUUAAAGGUAAGAGCUAUUCGAGCGCGCGUGCCUCGCAAGUGCUAAGGAAUUUGAUAAAGUGCGGUGGUUUGGACACGAACGACGCCGUAUUAGUGCCUUUGAAUAAGUCUGCGUCAAGGUCUUUUGGUGCGGCUUGGGAAGAUGAACCCAGAUUCCAAUACCAACAGCACAAUGCUCGAAAAAGCUUUGAAGGGGCAUGGAAUGCCAUAAAGAUGAAAGACACAAUUGAAUUUUGUAAACCAAAGGUGGCUUCAAGCAAGCCUUCAAUGGCUCCACUAUGCUCGCAAUGUGGGAAGUCAUUCAAACCCGAGAAGAUGCAUUCACACAUGAAGUUGUGUCUAAGAAUGAAGAGUUCAUUGUCGAAGGAUGAUGAUUUGAUGACGGGAAAUAAUACCAUUAGACCGAACCAGCAACGCUGCAGAAACAUUUCGGGAGAUCCAUCAGGACAUCAACGUGUAGUGAGAGCUACUCUCAAAGAAUAAUGAAGCUUAACUAUGAUUGAUUAUCUAGCUGUGCGAUAUGUGAAUGGAUGCAGACGGGUAAAAUUUUCACUAGUUCAGUGAAGUUCAGUUUGAUGAAGCGCACAAAUUGUUAGAAUAUCAUGAGGUCUUUGGCAUAAAGUGGGUUUGGGUAAUCUAACUGAAGGUUUUAGAUGCUCAAUUGAUCACAAUUUGAACAUUUAUGUCUUAAUGACUCAUUAUUUGAUAUAAUGCAAACAGAUAUUUAUUUCGUUCACGUUUUAAAACCUUUAUAUAUACGGUUAUAUCUUACGUACGCGCGCACGUAUGUUCAUGCCAUCAUGUGCGUCAGUGCAUGCAUGUUACUUAUAUUGAUACAUUAGGUUGAGAAUAAUUAAGCACAUGAACUAAAUAAAUACAACAUGAUCUUUGUCGUUUUGUUUUCGAAGAUAAAAUCUUGAAUU
Messenger RNA from Brassica napus (rape), 2949 nucleotides. Its product is annotated as protein SOSEKI 1-like. The record is from RefSeq and is a predicted model, not a curated record. The transcript has 6 exons. Lineage: Eukaryota; Viridiplantae; Streptophyta; Magnoliopsida; Brassicales; Brassicaceae. Bases 1373 to 2509 code for a protein of 378 amino acids.